GCUCUUAAUCGAUAUUCUAUAUAAACAUUGAGUUAAAUACUACUAAAUAUGGAGCGGUGGUGGUAAUUAAAUGUCAAAUUGAAGAAAGUGGAAGAUGCCGAAGCGGAGGAGGCGGCUCCUUGGGCUGGAAUUCAAGAACCAUAUUUGGUCAUUAAUAAUGAGAGGGAAAUGGGAGUGUUUUCCAAUAAGAUUGAUAGGGAACAAUUGAAACCCGGCGAUCUCAUUUAUUCUUGGAGGCAAGCUUACAUCAUUGCUCACCACGAAACUGGAACAAGAACAAUGUUGGACCGUUUUCAUGUAAGUUCACCCCAUCAUGCUUCUCGUGAAACUCCAUGCCCGAAAUGUGAUUACCAAACAAAGACUGAAGCCAAGGCUAGAGGAGGAACUUGCACCACUGCAUCUUCUGAUCCAACCGAAGCCGUCCUUUGCCGCGCUUCCUUUCUUCUCAAGAAAGGAUUUGGUGGCUACCAUUUGUUCAAGAUCAACUGUGAGGACUUUGCAAUGUACUGCAAAACAGGCUUGCUUGUAGUCACAGACAUCAGUGUAGGGCAAAGUGGACAAGCAACAUCUCUCUUGGCUGCUGUUGGUACUGUAGUUUCUUCACCAUUUGUGUUUAUGAGCACUAGCUUGUGUGGUUUGGCUUUGGUUUGAUGUGGCAUGUAUUGUGUUAGCAGAUAUGAUUCUGAUAUUGGAGUACGUUGUGAUGUGACCAAAGUUUCAUUGGAGAAGAUACCUAAGGUGGUGAAGGAAGACUGGGUUGGAAAAUUAUUACAUGGUCGGUCUGGAGAAAUUCAUCUAAACUAUGUGGUCUCAGCCAAUAUAUAUCUAUAUAAUGUGCAAUCACAUUUUUCAAGUUGGAGAAAAAUUUAUAAUAUAUAUGUCAGAGAGAGAUUGGUUAAUUAGAACCACAUGGUCUCAGCUGACCAGGUAAUAAGUGAGUUAAAGACAACUAUAUUAUCUAUGGUCUUUAAGUUUGGUUUCUGUUCUAAUUUUUGUUAGCCUUCGUUAAAUAUUUGUAGGCAAAGUUCCUGUAACAUGUAAAAUUGUCAUUUGUUUGUGCUUGUUCCAUGUGAAAGUUAACUUAUUUAUUACUCUAGUCUGAAUAU
Glycine soja is the source of this 1106-nucleotide messenger RNA. RefSeq lists its product as uncharacterized. The transcript is spliced from 4 exons. The coding region runs from base 169 to 651 and encodes 160 amino acids. NCBI's taxonomy places the organism in Eukaryota, Viridiplantae, Streptophyta, Magnoliopsida, Fabales, Fabaceae. The record is from RefSeq and is a predicted model, not a curated record.